Messenger RNA from Guyanagaster necrorhizus, 951 nucleotides. RefSeq lists its product as uncharacterized. Bases 1 to 951 code for a protein of 316 amino acids. The transcript is spliced from 10 exons. The record is from RefSeq and is a predicted model, not a curated record. Lineage: Eukaryota; Fungi; Basidiomycota; Agaricomycetes; Agaricales; Physalacriaceae.
AUGACAACUUUUGUGCCUUUACUCACUAUCCCUAUGGACACUCUUGUGGCCAAUCUCAUUGGUGCCCAUGCCUUCAUAACCACAUACUUUGAUUCUUCUGUAGCACAUAUUAUAGGACCCCAGGACCUCAUUGUUGCUGUUAACCAGACCAGCUCCUACUUGGAGUGGAAAACCUGGGUGGUUGCAGAGGUGGAGCAUAAAGAUUUCUUGUGGGAUUAUGAUACUUCCUUUCUUCUGCCUGGGGAGCUGAAUUGUAAAAAUGAGAAUCCAUCCUCCAUUCUCCACUGGCUCCUGCUCCCUUCACAUGCUAUUUCUGCCCCCACUGCUCUGGUUGUCAUUGGCUCUACUGCCUUAGUCUCCAAGGCUAUGGAACUAGAGGCUAGUUCAUCUAGAGUCUCUCUAGCCAACACCUAUCAGGAUCUCCAGGUUUCAAGAGAAUCUAGUUUCACCUCUGUUGCUAAAAAUACCAUCUCUAUGAGCCACAGUGGCUCACAAACAUCAGUAGGAGACAGAGAUCUGGUUCCUACUGUAUCUGAUCCCACCUCUAAGAGGGCUAAGCUUAUCCUGGAGAGUGAUAGGCCUGCUGGCUCUUCUCCAUACUCAUUGGUACCUCUGAUCCUUAUCAUUUAUCUUGCCUUUCCAGCACCUCCCAAACCUGCUUCUCCUCCUCUUACAUGUGUGUCUUCUUUCUGGUGCAAAGAGAUGACAGUUCCAGUGGCCUCUGGGAAGCCUCCUUGCCCUCAGCACAUGCAGAAGUCUACUCCUGUGGUUUCUAAGCCUCCUGCCAAUAUGACUGUAAGGGCAGCUGUUGACCACACCAUUUAUACAUGCACCUUUCACCCAGACAUUGAUCUCCAAUUUGACAAACCUCCUUUCCAUCAGGCCUUAGAAUCUAUGAAGCUUUCUAUGCUUUCUGUCACUCCUGAGUCUUUGACUAAACCAUCUGCAUGA